This is a messenger RNA of Neltuma alba, 945 nucleotides long. Its product is annotated as ADP-ribosylation factor-like protein 5. Gene Ontology annotation, molecular function: GTPase activity; GTP binding. The transcript is spliced from 3 exons. The coding region runs from base 161 to 712 and encodes 183 amino acids. The record is from RefSeq and is a predicted model, not a curated record. NCBI's taxonomy places the organism in Eukaryota, Viridiplantae, Streptophyta, Magnoliopsida, Fabales, Fabaceae.
UAAACACUCACGCUGCGCAUAAUCGAGGACGGUAACCUGUAUCUUCUUCGCACUCCAUCAUCCUUCUUCGCCAAAUCCUAUCCCUGUUAAAGCCGGCGCCGCUGCUUGACCUCUCGGCGAUCUUAUUGCUCCAGCCUCCUUCGGUCACAGGUGAACAAGGAUGGGAGCAUUGAUAUCCAAGUUUUGGUUCAUGUUAUUCCCUGCCCAGGAGUAUAAGAUUGUGGUUGUUGGGUUGGAUAAUGCUGGGAAGACCACAACCCUUUAUAAAUUACAUCUGGGUGAGGUCGUCACUACGAACCCUACCGUAGGAAGCAACGUGGAAGAACUCGUCUACAAGAAUAUAAGAUUCGAGGUUUGGGAUCUAGGUGGCCAAGAAAGAUUGCGGACAUCAUGGGCGACAUAUUAUCGUGGAACUCAUGCCGUAAUUGUGGUGAUAGACAGCAGUGACAGAGCCAGGAUCUCCAUCAUGAAGGAUGAACUUUUCAGGUUGCUGGGGCAUGAAGAUUUGCAGCAGUCUGUUAUUCUAGUAUUUGCAAACAAACAAGACCUCAAGGAUGCUAUGACCCCUGCUGAGAUCACUGAUGCCCUAUCCCUACACAGUAUCAAGAAUCAUGAUUGGCACAUACAAGCCUGCAGUGCCCUCACUGGUGAUGGGCUGUAUGAUGGCCUGGGGUGGAUUGCCAGCCGGGUCACCGGGAAAGCACCUUCAUGAUUAAGCUAGACAGGUUGAGCUUCAUUUUUCAAGGACUCGUGAUUCUGAUGAGUGACGAAAUUCUGUGUAUCAUUUAUACAUUGAAGUAAACACUGAACGGCAAGGCCAUGCAAAUUUGUAGAUUGUUUAUUUCCGUUGUGUACCAUUUGUUCACUUGCAAUGGAGAAUAUCAUUUACCCCAUGUGUUCCCUCCUUUCAAAUGGGGGCUUUUUUGAAUGGGAGAAAUUGAAGUC